Molecule: messenger RNA, 855 nt
Organism: Sciurus carolinensis (gray squirrel)
Lineage: Eukaryota; Metazoa; Chordata; Mammalia; Rodentia; Sciuridae
Product: olfactory receptor 9G4-like
Biological process (GO): G protein-coupled receptor signaling pathway; sensory perception of smell
Cellular component (GO): membrane
Molecular function (GO): odorant binding; olfactory receptor activity
Source: RefSeq, a predicted model, not a curated record
AUGAAACAAAUUGUCAGUUACUAUGAAGUCAUGAAUAAUAGACACAGAACUGUCAGAGCUCAUGGCACUGAAGCCUCCAAUGAGGAGUGGAUUGGAUGUGGGGCUCAGUUUUUCUUUUCUUGCUUGGCAGCCUACACCCAGUGCUACCUCCUAGCAGCCAUGUUCUACGACUGCUGUGCAGCUAUUUGUAAGCCGUUACUUUAUUCAGGCACCAUGUCUGCUUCUGUUUGCCUGGGCUUGUUGCUGGGCUCCAACACAGGAGGCUUUCUGAAUGCCAUAGCCCAUACCGCUAACACCUUCCGCCUGAGUUUCUGUGGUAGAAAUGUCAUCGACCACUUUUUAUGUGAUGUGCUGCCGUUGGUGAAAAUGUCCUGCACAGAUACUCGGGUCUACGUGAUAAUCCUUUCCACUAUUGUGGGCUUCACUGUCCUCUCCUCCUUGCUCGCCAUCCUCAUCUCCUACCUCAACAUCCUCCUGGCCAUCCUGAGGAUCCGCUCAGCCUCGGGAAGGCGCAAGGCAUUCUCCACCUGUGCUUCCCACCUGGUCUCGGUCAUGCUCUUCUAUGGCUCCUUGCUCUUCGUAUACUCAAGGCCCAGUUCCAGCUACACCCUGAAGAGAGUCAAAGUGGCCACCCUACUCUACACCAUCAUCAACCCUCUGCUCAACCCUGUCAUCUACAGCUUCAGAAACAAAGACGUCAAAGAGGCCUUCAGGAAGGCAAUUCUGUCCAUAGGACCACCUUCAGGAAGCUUAUUUUAUGUCUUUAUUGCAGUUCACAAAUUACCAUUUUGUAGACAUGUUUGUAUGAGUUUCUGUAGUCCAAUUAAACAUGACAAUCUAUACUCAGAAAUGUGA